AUAUUCCUAAUUUCCAUUAUAAAUAUGGCGCCGGACGCAGCCUUUUCAAAUAUUAAUGACAAGAACGAAUUCACAAAGUUCGCGAAAUUCCUUGCGUACAAAGGAGUUCAAGUUAUUGUAGAAUCGAGAAAAGGAGUUAAAAUAGAACCUAACAGCAAGCCAAAUUUUUCUGAUUCAGAUUGGUUUAAUCUUCAAAUACCAGAUUCACCAGAAGUCAAUCAGGCCACCAAAAAUGCAUUGCCAUCAGAUAGAAUUCUUGAAACUAUUAAGUCUCAACUUCACGUUGAAAUUUCCGUGCAGACUGACGACGGUGAUGAAAUGGUCCUCGAGCUAUGGACUUUGGAACUUGACGAUUCGCAAUUUGAUACAUCAUUAAAGGCUAUGAACACUGUGUACUUUAGAAUGGGCAUACUGCUAAAAUCGUUGAUAACAAUAACAAGAAUAACACCAGCAUAUCAUUUAUCCAGAAAGCAACGUACAGAAUCAUUUACAAUAUUUUAUAGAGUGUAUAACGGAGAACCUAAAUUAAAAGCGCUUGGAGAUUCUGUAAAAAAAAUUCAGGCUGGCAUAUUAAAGACACCAUUGGGUGGACUCUGUUUCACAGUUUCUUACAGAACAAAUUUCUCUAUAUCCCCAAAUCGUUCUCAGACUGAUAAAACUUUACUACUUAAAAGCGAUCAUUUUGAACUGAGUCCUAAACAUGUAAUUUUCGAAUCUAAAAAGAAGAAGGAAAGAGAUCCCCGGCCAGUAUCGCCCGUUGAUUUGAAUAAGCCACUGCGACUAGCGGCAUUCGUGGAUGAAAUUGUAAUUCAGAAAGUAAUUAAAGAGUUUCUUGAUAAGAUGCCUGUACCUAUUUGUAGAGUACCCCCGAGAUCUAGAACACCUGAAGAGAAAGUCGCUGAUUGCAAGAGUACCCAAGAUUUGGACAUGAAUGUCAUAUCAAAAAGUCCAACAUCUUUGGAGAUGCCACCGAAAAAGUUUCCUGGUUUCCGCAGUGAGCAUGAACCACCAUUAAAACUCUUACACUUUCCGUUUGCGGAUAAUCAUCCGAUCCGCGAAUUAGCAGAGUUUUAUAAAGAUUUCUUUAAUGCACCUCAUCUAAAGUUGGCAGAUGAGACGUUCGAGACUAGAAGCACUGAAAGCCAAAACGUCGAUGUGCCUAAUGAGGACCUUUCAAAGGAUCUUGCCAUACAUGAAAGUUCACUUGCAGAAUUUGAAGAGCUACUCGCAGAUAUGUGUCGAUCUGCAGAAUGGAGCGGAAACUAGGGGAUCAAGGGAUUAGUAUGGUGUAGGAAGACUGAUAUGUUAAUGGUUUUAAUAAAUAUUUAUUAAUUCAUUUCUAGUAUUAAAUUGGCGAAUCACUUGUUUUUAUAAUUAUUAUAUACAUAAACAAUUUCCAUUGUGCAGAGUACCUGAGUAUUAAACUUAAAAGAAUAUUCCAGUUUUAACUCUAAAAUUUUUAUCUUAGUAACUUUUGUUUGAGGAGAAAACAAACUGAACUAUUUGACCUGUCUUUACAUUUAUAUAUUUUCGGCAACAAUUAAGCUAAAGUUCAUGAAAUCGUAUUUCCGUUAUAGUAACUCUGCUAUAAGAAAAAAUAGACCCCAUAAAAAGAUGCUAACAAUGUAACCUAUAAUCUAUCCUUUAAUCUUGAUCUCCUAAAUUGUUGACUAUCCGCUACAUAGUUAAAUAAUUCUUUUCCUUCCCUAGUUUAAGGUUUCAAAUGACCAGAAAAAACAUCUGAUUCAUGAUUAUUCAAUAGAGUUGCCAAGUUAUGGCACUGAGCAUUUACAUUACUUCAGUGCUGUUAGUACACUUGAAAACUUACACUAGUGGCAAUACUAUUCUUAGUUUUCUAAGACUCAUUCCUUUGGCUAAAAACUGUAAAUAAAAACUAGUACAGUGUU
Messenger RNA from Pararge aegeria (speckled wood butterfly), 1907 nucleotides. Its product is annotated as autophagy-related protein 13 homolog. NCBI's taxonomy places the organism in Eukaryota, Metazoa, Arthropoda, Insecta, Lepidoptera, Nymphalidae. Gene Ontology annotation, cellular component: cytosol; phagophore assembly site; Atg1/ULK1 kinase complex. The record is from RefSeq and is a predicted model, not a curated record. Gene Ontology annotation, biological process: protein localization to phagophore assembly site; mitophagy; piecemeal microautophagy of the nucleus. The coding region runs from base 25 to 1266 and encodes 413 amino acids. The transcript has a single exon.